Symphalangus syndactylus (siamang) is the source of this 931-nucleotide messenger RNA. It is a transcript of the gene SPRR2G, whose product is annotated as small proline rich protein 2G. The record is from RefSeq and is a predicted model, not a curated record. Gene Ontology annotation, cellular component: cornified envelope. NCBI's taxonomy places the organism in Eukaryota, Metazoa, Chordata, Mammalia, Primates, Hylobatidae.
UUUCUAAGUAAUUUCAUUAACAAUAAAUCUGGUUGCCUCCCUUGUACAGAGCACUCUAUUGUGGACAGACUUCAAGCAGAGGCAGAAAGACCAUCAGGAGAAAACUCCAGUUUUGCAGGUAUUGAGUGACCAGCAAGUUUUCCAUCUCCUGAGGAAGGGCAGCCUGGGAGAAAGAGGACACAGAACCCCUUUCCCACAGUACCUCUGGGUUCUCUGUGUGGGCAGCCAAGGGAGAGGUGCAAUGAGACUACUCUUUUGAGCUUCUGCCCACCCAUCAGCAUUGGAUUAGAGAUUCUGGACUAAAUGACUUUCUCCAGGGAUAGUUGCUGGUGGACAAAACUUCCGGAGUUCCAACAGACCAGCUAAUGGCAGACUGGGUCUCCUAGAUUCCCUGAGACUGAGGAGAGAUGUCUUACCAGCAGCAGCAGUGCAAGCAGCCCUGCCAGCCACCUCCUGUGUGCCCCACGCCAAAGUGCCCAGAGCCAUGUCCACCCCCGAAGUGCCCUGAGCCUUACCUGCCUCCUCCUUGUCCACCUGAGCAUUGCCCACCUCCACCAUGCCAGGAUAAAUGCCCUCCUGUGCAACCGUACCCACCCUGCCAGCAGAAGUAUCCACCUAAGAGCAAGUAACAUCACUAGAAUUCAUCGGGACCAUGAAACAACAAGAUCCAGUGGCUCUUCUUAGUCCCAGCACUCCAUCGUCUUCCCUUCAGCUGUAGUGGGAGGCUGCAUCUUCCCUAAUCUUUGCCUGGCUUGAGAGUUGACAGAGAAAAGGCUUAGUUCUGAAAACCGAUAUGUUGUUGGAAGAUGAGCAGCCGGAUCAUCGCCUAAUCUCGCUUUGCUGUCUGUGAUGUAGAUGGUGGUUCCUAUCCCGAGAGCAAGUGUGUUUAUUCUUUUGCUUCUUCCCAAUAAAGCACACGUUUCAUGGUUAA